Helianthus annuus (common sunflower) is the source of this 792-nucleotide messenger RNA. RefSeq lists its product as uncharacterized. The transcript has 2 exons. Bases 1 to 792 code for a protein of 263 amino acids. NCBI's taxonomy places the organism in Eukaryota, Viridiplantae, Streptophyta, Magnoliopsida, Asterales, Asteraceae. The record is from RefSeq and is a predicted model, not a curated record.
AUGCUGCUAGAUGAUCAUAUUCCUAACUUAUCAAAGGCUGAUGAAGAUGAUUUGGUGUUAGAUCAUAUGGAUAAUGAAACCCUGAAGAGGUUGGAUGUAUACAGAGGGGUUGAAAAGGGUAAAGAGCCUAAGUUGAGAAGGAAGUUUGUUGCUAUUGAGAAAUCAGAUUAUCAAGCUCCAGGAGAUGAUAAAUGGAGGCAUGAUAAUAGUGAUUCUGGAACUGAAACAGAGAAAAUGAAGUUGUUUAAACAUAAGAAGACUAAGUGGUGGGUGAAACUUGAUGAAAAGAAGAAAAAGAAAACCCUAGCUCCACAAACUCCAAAGGCUACAACACCAAAAGCAGCACCAAAGAGAGCUCCUAAGAAGAAGAAAUAUCCACCACAUUUGAUUGAUGAGCCUGAUGCUGGUGGCAAGAAAAGUGGUAAGAAUAUUGAAGCUGUUAAAGAGACGUUUGUUGAAGGUGAAGUGCAUACAAAUUCGAGCGAAACUGAAAGUAAUAUCGAUUUAACUCAGAUUGCACCAACAACAGCUGUUAGUGGCAAGAUCAGAAUAAAAGGGCCUUCUAGAAAGAAAAAGGAUUCUGAUGAAGAAGAUGCCACAUAUGUUCCUUCUGAAGCUAAAAAGAUUACUAAAGGCAAAGGAAAGAUGAAACGCAAAGCUCAACCUACGGGUGAAGUUUCAAGAAGGAGGAAAGUCAGGAAGAUUACAGCUAAGGUUGUGAAAGACACAUCUGGUAUUCCUGAACAGAUUCCUAAAGUUGAAAGGGUGAAAAUGUUGAAAUGGAGGUUCUAG